Molecule: messenger RNA, 526 nt
Organism: Motacilla alba alba
Lineage: Eukaryota; Metazoa; Chordata; Aves; Passeriformes; Motacillidae
Product: BTB/POZ domain-containing protein KCTD16-like
Exons: 3
Coding region: 1-489 (162 amino acids)
Source: RefSeq, a predicted model, not a curated record
AUGGUUAGAGCAGGAGGAGCAGGGAAAGGAAUAAAAGGCGAGCCCUCCCGCUGGUCCUCGUCCCACUGCGACUGCUGCUGCAAGAACGGCAAGGGCGACAAGGAGGGCGAGAGCGGCACGUCCUGCAACGAGCUGUCCACGUCGAGCUGCGACAGCCAGUCCGAGGCCAGCUCCCCGCAGGAGACCGUCAUCUGCGGGCCCGUCACGCGCCAGCCCAACAUCCAGACCCUGGACCGGCCGGCCAAGAAGGGCCCGGUGCAGCUGCUGCAGCAGUCCGAGAUCCGCAGGAAGAGCGACCUGCUCCGGACUCUCACCUCCGGCUCCCGGGAGUCCAACUCCAGCAAGAAAAAAGCGGUGAAGGAGAAGCUCUCCAUUGAGGAAGAGCUGGAAAAAUGUAUCCAGGAUUUCCUCAAAAUCAAAAUCCCAGACAGGUUUCCCGAGAGGAAGCACCCCUGGCAAUCCGAACUGCUGCGGAAGUACCACCUGUAGGCUCCGGGCGGGCAGAGCACGCGAGCUCGUUACCUUA